AUGUUAGCCAACGAACUUAAUGCCAAAGAAUCAAGUGGACUUCUGUCUGUUGUUGAUCGAAUGCGUGAAAUAUUACAUAAUGAAAAUAUAACUUUACCAGAAAUUGUAGUAGUUGGUGAUCAAUCAGUCGGUAAAUCAUCUGUACUUGAAGCUAUUUCGGGAAUUCAAUUACCUCGUGCACAAAAUAUUUGUACACGAUGUCCAUUAGAAUUACGAAUUAAAUCAACAACGGACAUUGAAUAUGCUACCAUUCGUAGUGGUGAAUCUUCGGAAGAUGAAGCUAAAACUCUAUAUGAUAUGAGUGAGAUAAGUAGUGCAGUUACUCUUCUUACUGAAGAAAUUGCUGGUGAAGGAGCAAAUGUAAGUUCAACACCGAUCUAUUUAACAGUGUAUAAACGUAAUAUACCAUAUGAUUUAACACUUAUCGAUUUACCUGGUAUUACUCGAAAUCCACUUCCUGGUCAAGCAAAAGAUAUUCAUGCACAAAUUUUGAACUUGAUUAAUAAAUAUAUAGAACCAGCAACAGCUGUUGUUUUGCAUGUAAUUCCAGCUUCUGUUGAUUUUACAACAUCAGAAUCGAUGAAAUUAGCUAAAGAAUUCGAUCCACAAUGCCAUCGGCAAUUAAUAGCUGCUUCAAAAAUUGAUAAAUAUGAUAAAGGCAUUGCAGAAAAACUAUUAGGAAAAGGAUCAGGUGCCAUGCAAUUAAAAUUAGGUUGUGUUGCUGUACUAAAUCGAAAUCAAGAUGAAAUCGAUCAAGAUAUUUCGUUUGAAGAAAUGAAAAAACGUGAAGCUAAAUUCUUUAUCAAACAUCAUGAAGCAUUUCAACAUUUGCCUGAUGAAUUUAAAGGUACGGAUCAAUUAAUUAAAAAAUUAGCAAUUAUACAACAAGAUCGUAUUCGUUCAACUCUUCCACAAGUUAUUGAACAAUUACGAAAACAAAUUCGAGAAAAAAAACUUGAACUUAAAAAUAUUCCUAUUGCUAUGACAUCAGAACAAGAUUGUUGGAUGAAAUUUCAAUCGAUGAUUAAAGCAUUUCGUGAAAGUAUUCGAGCUAAAGUCAAUGGCGAUUAUGAUGUUUUAACAAGAAUCAAUAUGAUUAGUGUUGGUGGUCAAACAACAUUUAAGUCUAUGACGUUAUCAUCAUUCCAAAAUGAUGAAACAUCAAUAGUUUCUAUGUCUGGUGAUGAUCGUCUUGCUUAUCAUAUCUAUAAAUUUCAAAAACAAUUUCAAGAUGAAUUUUCCAGAAUUUUUUCUGAUUUUUUCUCAGCUGAUUAUUAUAAACUUGUUUUACAAGCUAUCGAUGAUGCAGCUGGUAUUUCAUUACCUAAUUUUCCAAGUUAUCAAAUAAUCGAACGACUUUUUCAUGGAGAACUUCAACGUUUACCCAAUAUUUGUUUUACUUUAAUUGGACGAAUUCAGGAUUAUCUCAAAGAAAGUUUAUUGAGAAUAUUUCAACAAACAUUUGACAUUCAAUAUGCUCGUCUUCUUGAACGACUUAAAGAUGUUAUUAUUAGACAAAUUGAUAUGGCUGAAGAUCGUGCUAGUGAAAGAGUUCAAGAAAUAUUACAAGUGGAAUAUAGAAUCUUUACAAUGAACAAUGCAUAUAUGGAAAAAGUGAAAGAAAAAAACAAUAAAAACGAGAAGAAACAUCAAGAUGAAGCAACAUCGCCACCAAUAGCAAUGACUGUUGCUGAUCCAUCAAACAUGCAAGUUGAUAGUAUACCAACAACAGCAUUCGACAAUAAUCUCCAGUCAAUUUCAACUUUGAAACCUGAAGAUUCAACUUCACCAUUACUUAUGGCUUCUACGAUGAUGCCUAACUCAUAUACAUUAACAUCUAAUGAAGCUCUAGCAGCUGUAGACAUUCAAAUAGCAUUGGACUCAUACUGUUUGGUCGUAAAAAAACGUAUUAUUGAUAGCAUUUCUCAAAUAUGUUAUCAUCAUUUUAUUACUAAAUGUGCUCUUGUUAUCGAUCAGGAUUUAACAAUGGCUUGUCCAUCGUCGGAUUUGCUUCGUUUUAUGAAAGAACCUGCUGAUCAAACAAGUCGACGAGAAAAUUUAAUAUUUACUAUUAAAGCAUUUGAAGAUGCAUUACGACUCGGUCAAGAUUAUUUAUAA
This is a messenger RNA of Rotaria sp. Silwood2, 2118 nucleotides long. NCBI's taxonomy places the organism in Eukaryota, Metazoa, Rotifera, Eurotatoria, Philodinida, Philodinidae. The record is from the annotation of a GenBank genome assembly.